This is a messenger RNA of Psammomys obesus (fat sand rat), 1654 nucleotides long. RefSeq names its product chromosome unknown C6orf89 homolog (gene CUNH6orf89). The transcript is spliced from 8 exons. Bases 517 to 1581 code for a protein of 354 amino acids. Gene Ontology annotation, cellular component: Golgi membrane; nucleolus. The record is from RefSeq and is a predicted model, not a curated record. NCBI's taxonomy places the organism in Eukaryota, Metazoa, Chordata, Mammalia, Rodentia, Muridae.
GCCGCCACAGCCUCGCGCAGCCCUGGCUCGCCGCUGCCGCCGUCCCCACCUUGCCCCUCCGCCCCCGCCCCUCUGCGAGAGCCUCCGGCCGCUCUGCUGACCGACGACCUCCCCCGGCCGCUCCCUCGGGGGAUCCUCCCUUCUGACAUCUUUCGGAGGCUCCGCGGAGGAGAGGGAAACGAGGUCCGCCUCUGCUUGAACUCGGUUCGCAGGCGUCGCGGCCGUGUCCGAAAGCCCCGACCCCGCUCGUCACCUUGUCACGGAUGCCUUAGCAUCACGAGAGUCCAUCCCUGACGCCUUCUUAGAUAUCUUUACCUAACUGUUAAGGAGGAAAUCUUUUUAUUUAUUUAUUUUUAACGUGGACUGAACGUGAUAAACGUGGCGUCUCAGAUUUCAGAGAGGAACGUGUCUUGGUGUACUGACCUGAGUAAAAGAACUGUUUGCAAUCGCCUGUCAGUCCAAGAAAAUCACGUGCUGGUGUUUCAUCGCAGUUUAAGACUUAACCUUGCAGGCCACAUGUCGGACUUCAUUUUGGAAGACAUGGAUCUUGCUGCUAAUGAGAUCAGCAUCUAUGAGAAACUUUCAGAGACUGUUGAUUUGGUGAGACAGACAGGCCAUCAGUGUGGAAUGUCAGAGAAGGCAAUCGAAAAGUUUGUCAGACAGCUGCUGGAAAAGAAUGAGCCUCAAAGAGGACCACCCCAGUACCCUCUCCUGCUAGCCGUGUAUAAGGUCCUCCUAACUCUGGGAUUAAUCUUGUUCACUGCCUACUUUGUAAUUCAACCUUUUAGCUCAUUAGCACCUGAGCCAGUGCUUUCUGGAGCUCACACCUGGCGCUCGCUCAUCCAUCAUAUUCGGCUGAUGUCCUUGCCCAUUACCAAGAAGUAUAUGCCAGAGAAUAAGGGCAUUCCUCUGCGAGAGGAGGACAAGCCCUUACCAGACUUGGACCCCUGGUCAUCAAAUGAUUGUGAGCAGAACAAGUCAGAGCCCAUCCCUGCCAACUGCACUGUCUGUGCCCAGAUAUUACCCCUCAAGGUAACGCUCCCAGAGGAUAUGCCGAAGACUUUUGAGAGACUCCGUCCUCUGGUGAUCAAGACUGGACAGCCUCUGUUGUCUUCAGAGAUUCAGCGUUUCUCAUGCCAGUAUCCUGAGGCCACAGAGGGCUUCACCGAGGGCUUUUUCACCAAGUGGUGGCGCUGCUUUCCUGAGAGGUGGUUCCCAUAUUCUUACCCAUGGAGAAGACCUCUGAACAAAUCACAGAUUUUACGGGAGCUUUUUCCUGUUUUUACACAACUUCCAUUUCCAAAAGACACCUCCUUAAACAAAUGCUUCCUGAUCCAGCCGGCACCUGUGGUGGGUAGCAAGAUGCAUAAGGUACAUGACCUGUUUACUGUUGGCAGCGGGGAAGCCAUGCUGCAGCUCAUCCCUCCCUUCCAGUGCCGGAGGCACUGUCAGUCGGUGGCCAUGCCCAUAGAGCCUGGGGAUAUUGGCUAUGCCGGUGCCGCCCACUGGAGGGCCUACAUUGUAGCCAGAGGGACGCAGCCUUUGGUCAUCUGCGAUGGAACCACUUUCUCAGAACUAUGAGAAACAACUGCCCGAAGAGCUGAAAACCAGGCUGAGAAGAGUGGGGAGGGGGAAUAAAGAUGCUGAAACACUU